AUGACUGUUAUUAAGUCAGAAUGCACACACAUCCUCUUCCUUGGCAUGCAGUCUAUCCCACACCUCGGAGCGCAGCGAUCGGUAUCCGUCGCGAGGAGGUACUGCACUGGUUUCGCUCGGGGAGGCACCAUCCGAGGGUCUAUCAACCUUCCCGCCCAGACUCUAUACCCUAUGAUCCCAACAAUCUAUUCUCUUCUCAGCCAAAGCCCGGUUAAGGAGGGCCGUGGAGUGCGGGCCGCGAGUUGGUUUGCCGACUACAUUGAGCUACAAGGAGAGACUCGGUUGAGAAGUCUCGUACUGGAAGGGGGGAUUAAAGGAUGGGCAACAGCAGGGAAAGAAUACACGGAUUUAAUGGAUGAGUACGACGCAUCCGCAUGGGCUGAGUAA
Messenger RNA from Aspergillus niger, 387 nucleotides. RefSeq lists its product as uncharacterized. The coding region runs from base 1 to 387 and encodes 128 amino acids. The transcript is spliced from 3 exons. NCBI's taxonomy places the organism in Eukaryota, Fungi, Ascomycota, Eurotiomycetes, Eurotiales, Aspergillaceae. The record is from RefSeq and is a predicted model, not a curated record.